UUGAGAUUAUUUCAUUUCUUUUUUCUCUAUAGAGAAGAGAGAGAGAGAGAGAGAGAGAGAUGUUGGUUGAGAUAUUUGAAGGUAUUGGGUUAGUGAUUUUUGGUUUAUUUAUUUUGUUUGUUUUGAGGGUAUUGUUCUGUUGUUGGGUUUCACCAUUUUUAGUACAUAAAAAGCUUAAGAGAAAUGGGUUUAGAGGUCCAACCCCAUGUUUUCCUCUUGGAAAUAUCAGUGAAAUGAAAAUGAAGAUGAAAAUGAAGAAUGUAAACAACCCUAAUAGUACAUUUGAAGAUUCCUUCUCUCAUGAUGAUCAACUAAUUACUCACAAUAUUCAUUCGACCGUCUUCCCGUAUUUUGCUCGGUGGCAAACUACGUACGGAAAAGUAUUUACAUACUGGUUGGGGACAGAGCCAUUCUUGUAUAUAGCAGACCCAGAAUUUGUGAAGAUAUUAUCAAAAGAAGUAAAAGCAAAGAAUUGGGGAAAGCCAUCAGUGUUCAAAAAUGACAGGAAAUCAAUGUUUGGAAAUGGUUUGGUAAUGGCUGAAGGAGAUGAAUGGGUUCGCCAAAGACAUAUCAUCACCCCUGCAUUUAAUCCUUCCAACUUGAAGGCAAUGGCAAGCUUAAUGGUGGAGUCCGCCACCAAGAUGGUGGAGAGAUGGGCUAACCUCGUCAUCUCCGGCAACCCUCAAAUCGAAGUCGAGCAAGAGAUAACUUCCACCGCCGGCGAAAUCAUUGCCAAAACCAGCUUUGGAAUCCAUCAUGAAAGCGGCCGACAAGUCUUCAACAAACUCCGCCAACUCCAAAUCACUCUAUUCAAAACUAACCGCCUUGUCGGCGUCCCCUUCGUCGGGCUUUUAAACGCCGCCAAGGCACGGGAGGCCAAACUUCUCGGGGAGGAAAUUGACGAGUUGUUUCGGUCGGUGAUUACGGAGAGGAGAGAAGAUGCGGUGGCGGAGAGGACGACGACGGAGCAGCAGAAUGAUCUUUUGAGUUUGCUUUUGAAAGAGAGUAGUGGUGGCGGAGGAGGAGAAGAAGGGAGGAGGCUGAGCACGGCGGAGCUGAUUGAUGAAUGUAAAACGUUUUUUUUCGGUGGACAUGAAACGACGGCGUUGGCUUUGACGUGGACUUUGAUGCUAUUGGCUGUUCAUUCUGAAUGGCAAACAAUAUUGAGAGAGGAAAUUAAAGAAGUUUUUGGUCAUAAUUUACAAACUCACUUUGAUUUCACUAACCUUUCUUCACUCAAAAAGAUGGGAUGGGUGAUGAGUGAGGUCCUACGUUUGUAUCCAUCGGCUCCAAAUGUACAAAGACAAGCAAGGAAAGACAUUAUAAUUAAUGGACUCACAAUCCCUAAUGGCACCAACAUGUGGAUUGAUGUUGUAUCCAUGCACCAUGACCAAGCUCUUUGGGGUCACCAAGUCAAUGAAUUUCACCCCGAGAGGUUCCGAAACGACACUGUUUCGGGAGGUUGCACACACAAGAUGGGUUAUUUGCCCUUUGGCUUUGGAGGAAGAAUGUGUGUUGGUAGGCAUUUGACCUUUAUGGAGUAUAAGAUUGUUUUGACUCUUAUUUUGUCUAGGUUUUCCUUCUCUUUGUCGCCAGAUUAUCGACAUUCGCCUUCUAUAAUGCUCUCGCUACGACCUGCCCAUGGUCUGCCUCUCGUUUUCCGGCUACUCGAAGAUUAAAUCUACAAAAAAUGAGUUGUGGAGUAGGUGGUUUACUAAUUGUUGGAUUUGAAAUCAUGAUAUGGAGUCGUAGAAGCUUUAUCCAACGGUGUAAAAUUAGCAAUUAAAUUGUGGGAGUGACCUUUUCUUCCAUUGUUUGAUC
This is a messenger RNA of Cucumis melo (muskmelon), 1821 nucleotides long. Its product is annotated as cytokinin hydroxylase-like. Gene Ontology annotation, molecular function: oxidoreductase activity, acting on paired donors, with incorporation or reduction of molecular oxygen; iron ion binding; heme binding. The transcript has 4 exons. The record is from RefSeq and is a predicted model, not a curated record. Lineage: Eukaryota; Viridiplantae; Streptophyta; Magnoliopsida; Cucurbitales; Cucurbitaceae. The coding region runs from base 60 to 1679 and encodes 539 amino acids.